GGGGCACUACUAGAUGUGUAUCCCUGCGCGCUGGGAGCAGCAGCGAGGCUGAGGGGGGGGUCCCCUCGGGCAGCCCGUGCUCAGGAGCCCCGGCAUCCUCUUUGUGCUACCUCCCCUACACCCUAAACGCAGCUCCACGUUGAACUGCAGUAGCUUGGGCCCCCCUGUCCGGCGCCCUGCCGGCGGUAAUCACCGGGCAUGCGGAAGAGGGCCCGCCCCAGCUCUGUCGGCAUGGCGGUGUCGGGCGGCAGCGGCAGCGGCAGCGGCAGGGCCUGCUUCGUGCUGGGCGCCUCAGGGGAGACAGGCCGGGUGCUGCUGCGGGAGCUGCUGGCCCGGCAGCUCUUUUCCAGGGUGACGCUGAUCGGGCGGCGCUGGCUGAGCCUGGGCGAGGAGACCGGCGCGGCCGUGGAGCAGGUCGUGGUGGACUUCGAGCGGCUGAGCGAGCACGCUGCCGCCUUCCAGGGGCACGACGUUGGCUUCUGCUGCCUGGGCACCACCAGGACCAAGGCUGGUGUGGAUGGCUUUAUCCGUGUGGACCGGGACUACGUUGCGCAGGCAGCAGAGCUGGCGCAGGCAGGGGGCUGCAAACACUUUGUCCUGCAGUCCUCCCAGGGGGCAAACCCGCACAGCCGCUUCCUCUACCUCCGGGUGAAGGGAGAAGUGGAGAACCUGGUCCGAGCUGUUGGUUUUGAUCGCUGUACCAUUCUCCGGCCAGCGGUGCUGCUGUGCAAUCGCCAGGAGUCCCGGCCCAUGGAGUGGAUAGCCCAGCAGUUUCUGAGUGUUGUGGCUUGGGUCUUCCCUACCGCCUACUCAAUACCUGUGAAAACGGUGGCAAGGGCUAUGGUGGCCAGUGUGCUGCAGCCAGGCAAGGGGAAGGUGGAGGUGCUGGAGAAUGGAGACAUCCACAAGCUGGGAAAGGCAGUGCCACAGCAGGGCACAUAGAGUCAAAGGGAUGGGCAGGAAAGAGCUUGAUUCUGGGCCAAGGAUGAAUGCACACCUGGGAGAGGAGCAAGGUGUGUGCAUGGCCAGCAUAGAGGUAGAGGUGCGCUUUGCACGGCGGCUGAUUCUGUCAACUGAUCAAAAAUGCAGGUGCUGGUUGGUGGGUGACAAGAAACUGUGCUAUGCUGCUGGGAUCUAGCAUGCAAACCUCAGUAAAAAUGGUGUAACCCAGGCAAUUUCUUGAAUUCAGGAGUUAAAUAAAAUCCUGUGACUGGUCUGUUUGUGCCA
Molecule: messenger RNA, 1227 nt
Organism: Strigops habroptila (Kakapo)
Lineage: Eukaryota; Metazoa; Chordata; Aves; Psittaciformes; Psittacidae
Gene: HTATIP2
Product: HIV-1 Tat interactive protein 2
Exons: 5
Coding region: 199-942 (247 amino acids)
Biological process (GO): import into nucleus
Cellular component (GO): cytoplasm
Source: RefSeq, a predicted model, not a curated record